GGGUGCCGAAGCGCCCGCGCGAGCGUCGGCAGGCCGGCCCCUUCCUGGACCGCCUGGAGAGGGAGGCCGAGCAGAUCCUGGCGAAGCGGCGCGCUGUCGGACUCGCCGCAGCGCGCCCGCCGCGGCGGCGGUGGGGCGCCGCCCGCCGCGCUGGGGAGCCCAGGCGGCGCCGUGGCCGCGGCGGCAGCGGCGCCUCGCUCAGCGGCGGCGGCGGGCGCAGCAGCCGCCCCACCGCAGCCUGGCGCGGUGCGGGCGAGAGGCAGCGCCGUGGAGAAGGAGGCCACCGCCAGGAGAAAGCUGGAGCUGAUCGCGGACAUGACCCGGAGGCUCCAGGACAUCCUGAAGCGGGUGUCGGACAAGUCGUUGCCAGACGAGACGAAGGAGAAAUACCAGGCGCUGGCACAGAGCAUCCAGGCGCAGAUGGCUGCUCUCAACCGGCCGGCGGCGCGAGCGUGA
Prorocentrum cordatum is the source of this 456-nucleotide messenger RNA. The record is from the annotation of a GenBank genome assembly. NCBI's taxonomy places the organism in Eukaryota, Dinophyceae, Prorocentrales, Prorocentraceae.